Molecule: messenger RNA, 4052 nt
Organism: Ogataea polymorpha
Lineage: Eukaryota; Fungi; Ascomycota; Pichiomycetes; Pichiales; Pichiaceae
Exons: 2
Coding region: 46-1824 (592 amino acids)
Biological process (GO): L-leucine biosynthetic process
Cellular component (GO): mitochondrion
Molecular function (GO): 2-isopropylmalate synthase activity
Source: RefSeq, a predicted model, not a curated record
UGGGGAAGUCCUGCAAGUGGUAAUUAAUUGUUUAGUUUCCGUCAAAUGUUCAAGAGAACCCUCGUAUUGCUCGGAAAGAGCGCGGCGAAGCCGUACGCCAACAUGCUCAGGGACCCGUCGAUCAAGUACUCCCGGUUCCGGGGCGUGGAUCUGCCAGAUAGAACGUGGCCCAACAAGGUGAUCACCAAAGCCCCACUCUGGCUGUCGACCGACCUCAGAGACGGCAACCAGUCCUUGCCCGACCCUAUGUCUGUCGAGCAGAAAAAGGAGUAUUUUCACAAGCUGAUCGAGAUCGGCUUCAAGGAGAUCGAGGUCGCGUUCCCGUCCGCGUCGCAGACAGAUUUCGACUUCACCAGGUACGCCGUCGAGAACGCGCCGGAAGACGUGGCGAUCCAGGCUUUGGUGCAAUCGCGUGAGCACCUGAUUAGAAGAACUGUGGACUCGCUCAAGGGGGCCAAGAGAGCCAUAGUGCACACCUACUUAGCCACGAGCGACCUGUUUAGGGACGUUGUUUUUGGCAUGAGCCGCGAGGAAGCCAUUGCCAAGGCGGUGGAGACUGCCAAGCUGGUUAGAUCGCUCACGAAGGAUGAUCCUGCGCUGCAGGACACGAAGUGGUCGUACCAGUUCUCUCCAGAGUGUUUCAGCGAUACGCCUACCGAGUUUGCGCUCGAAAUCUGCGAGGCAGUCAAGGAGGCGUGGGAGCCGACCGUCGACAACCCUAUUAUUUUCAACCUGCCUGCCACGGUGGAGGUUUCGGGCCCCCACAUCUACGCCGACCAGGUUGAGUAUUUCUCGAGAAAUAUUUCCGAAAGAGAAAAAGUGAUUAUUUCGCUGCAUUGCCACAACGACAGAGGCUGCGGAGUCGCUGCCACGGAGCUCGGCCUGCUUGCCGGCGCAGACAGGGUCGAGGGCUGCUUGUUUGGAAACGGAGAGAGAACCGGAAACGUCGACUUGGUGACCGUCGCGCUCAACAUGUACACCGACGGCGUGUCACCGGAGCUCGAUUUCUCGGACUUGGAGUCCGUGAUCGACGUUGUCGAGAAGGGCAACAAGAUUCCUGUUCACUGCAGAUCUCCGUACGGUGGCUCAUUGGUGGUUUCGGCGUUCUCCGGCUCGCACCAGGACGCUAUCAAGAAAGGAUUUGCCAAACAGGCCGAGAGAGAGGCCAAGGGAGACAUGAGAUGGAUGAUUCCGUACUUGCCUUUGGACCCUAAGGAUAUUGGCAGAAACUACGAGGCUGUUAUUAGAGUCAACUCGCAGUCGGGCAAGGGAGGAGCCGCCUGGGUCAUUGAGAGAUCUCUGGGCUUGGACCUUCCAAGAGAAAUGCAGAUCAAUUUCUCCAAAAUUGUUCAGGAUUCGGCCGAUUCUUUGGGCAGAGAGCUCAAGUCGGAUGAGAUUAUCUCUUUGCUACAAACCAGCUAUAACAUCGAUAACUGCUCCAACUCGGCUCUGGUUCUGAAGGAUUACAAGCUUGACAAGGAGUCUGAAUUUGUGACGCACAUUAAAGCACAGUUUGUCUACAACGGUAAAGAGGUGGAAGUCGAGGGCACCGGAAAUGGCCCAAUCUCGUCCUUUGUGAACGCCGUGGCUCAGGCUGUUGGCCGCGACAUCGAGUUACAAAAGUACGCCGAGCACGCUGUGGGCAAGGGUUCUAACACCAAGGCUGCUACCUACGUGUUGCUUUCCGUUGGCGAGGAUUCGCAGUGGGGUAUUGGCAUCCACGAGUCCAUCACCCGGGCGUCAUUGAACUCGAUCAUCGCCUCGGUGAACAACCUCAUCAGCAGCAAGCCAAAGACCUUGCACCUGAAGAGAUCGACAGCAUAAGUAUGUUUAUUUAUUACUCAACUUUUGGUUAUAAUUGUCGCACUGUGGGGGUGGCGGUUACAUGCAUUCGGGCAACUUGACGCAUGGAUAGAUGCCAAAGUCUCGGCCAAGCGGGCAAUACUUGUGGCGAUCUUCCCAGCUCACGUAUGUCGCGUGAGUGCUGUAUACGCUACUCGAAAACGGUAAUGUGGGAUCGGUUCCUUUGAGGACCGUGAGCUACGCAGCGUGAACUCGCGUGGUCUCCCGCCCAUGUCUACGAUGUAGCGUGGAAAGAGUUUUUUGGAGGGCACAGAGAACCAGUAAAACAUGUUUGUCUUGAUACGGGACAUUAUCCAGAUAGUACCAGCAUGCCAAGGGCCAUUUGUGAACCGUACAGCAAAAAACAUCACGAAUGCUAUUGAUGAACUAAAUAAGUGAGAUUUUGACAACCCCGAGUCUGUACUAUCCAAACCUCUUGUAUCCGAACUCACCUAUAAGAGAAAAAUUUUCAUGAUUUUCCAAACUCGUACCUAAACCAUCUUAUUAGACAGUACGAUGAAAGCUUAGCACCAUGUUUUUAUGGUUUACCCUAUAGUUUCAUUUCGUGAUACAAGAUGGUGAGAGUGACCUGUGUUAAUAAGAACUCGUCUGGAUACACUCAGUGUAGCGGAAAGAGGGGUGUCAGAUAGCACAGACAUAUGUAUGAAAAUUAGCGCUCCUUUAACAACUUGUUUCUCUUCUCGCGUCUCUUGAGUCGCUCGACUUUCUUAGCGUGCAUCACAGCGGCCAAACGCUCGUACCGCUCUUUUUCUUCUUUCUUAGCACGUCUUUCCUUGAUUCUCUCGAUCUUGGCCCGUUUUUCAGCCUCUUUUUCCUCCUGCAGCUCCUUCAGCUUUGCCUUCAGCUGUUCGUCCUUGUGUCUCUGCUCCUGUUUCUUCUUCCAAGAUUUGUGCAUUCCGUUAGCCUUCAGACGGAACGCUUUUUUUUCAACUUUCCAGUCCUUGCCGCUCACUCUAGGCCCGCGGCCUGGAUCCUUAGCAAGUAGUGUGCUGCCUUCUGUGUCUUUUGUCAUAUACAGGUUGAUUUAUUUUUCAGAUUUUUUUUUGCACUCCACAGCCGUAAAUGAUUUUGGUGCACGGGUGUGGAAGCAGCACUCACUUGCUUGCCCAUUUGAAGAAACCACAGUUGUACUCAUCUGUGGCGUCUGCAUCCGUCCGCUCUGCAGACUCGGGCAGCCACGACACGCUGCGUGUUGCGCGUGGGCAGCACCAGAACUUUUUCCCCUUAUUUUUCUCCGUCUUGACCGUUCGCAGCGCGCACGGCUCGCCAUGGCGGCACUGUGGGCCGGACGCUCCGGACUGGCCGAGCAUCUCGGUGAACUCGCGAACCGAAAUUCUCGAUUUUGCUCUGUCCUCGUCCACAGACGGCGGAGACGAGUCCGACCUGAAGAAAAAGUCCGAGAUAGAGAGCUGGUCCGGACGCUCUUUGCGUGCUCUUUUGCGAAAGCUAUAGCCGGACGUUGCACUAUCACUGCCGCCAUCCGCAACGUCCCCUUCACCGUCUACCUUCUCCUGACGUUGAGGCUCCCUUUUGCGGAAGAACUUAUCGAUACUACCUCUAGUAUGCAGUCCGUAAAAGUUCUUGGCCUCGAACCAGUUCGACUUGGCCGCGUACUCGCCCGAGCGGUCUUCUUCGGGCAAGAACUCGAGGUCUGCUAGCUCAAAGUCGGCGUGGACCGGACAGUGGUCGGAGCCGUGCAGAAACGGCCAGAUGUCUGCCUGGCUGACCAAGCGAGCGAGCUGCGACGAAGCAAGGAUGAGAUCGAUGCGGGACCCAAUGUUGAGCGGCCGGUUGCUCUUGAACGUGCUCCAAACCGUGUACAUCUUGAGCCGGCGGCCGUGUUUCUCGCGCACGACGUCGUGCAGAACGUGCGAGUCGCCGUCUGGCCGCAUCCCUGUGGUGUCCUUAACGUACUGGUUCACGAGCUCGCGAUGGGGAGCAGAGUGCUUGAAAGCCAGCACCUGGUCCGCGUUGAGCGUCUCAAAGUCGCUGUAGUCCUGGGCUUUCACCAGUCGACGCUCUUUGAAGCCCUGCUUGAUGGUAUCGUCGCUGUCGAUGAGAUCGACACACACGUUGAUGUCGCCCAUUACCACCACUUUCUUGCCCAGAGCACGUAAAUUGCGCGCCCGCUCGAACAGACACCGCAAAAACAGCAACCGGAACUCCUCGCCCUCGUCCGUGCCGAGACU